UUUAAUUUUAAUUUUAAUUUUAAGUUCUGGUGUACAUGUGCAGAAUGUGCAGGCUUGUUACAUAGGUAAAUGUGUGCCAUGGUGGUUUAUUGCAUCUAUCAAUCCAUCACCUAGGUAUUAAGCCCAGCAUGCAUUAGCAGCACUCUUAACACACAAUUAAACUCACAUGUAAUGAGAUUACUUCUCAUUACUCCACACCAUAGUAGUCUAUUUUACAGAUGAAGAAACUGAGGCUCAGGGAGGCUGAGAGAUUUACCUGGAGUCAAUCAAUUAUUGAUCUGGAAGCGUCCGAUCACCGGGUCUUCUGAAAUAAUGACAGCAGCAACAAUUAACAUUAUGUUUACUAUGCCAAAUGCUAUGCUCAGCAUUUUACCUGCAUCACAAUCCUGAUUCCUUUGGGCAGUUAGAUAGGUUCCGUUUUAACCGAAUUUAGGGAGGAGGAAGCUGAGGCUCAGAGAGGUAACUUGCCCUAGGUACCCGGGGUAGUCAGUUGAAAAGUCAAGACUCAGACCUCGAUCUGACUAACUCCAAAGAAACCCGUGCCAUUCUGCCUCUCGGAAAACACUGCUCCCAGCUGCACAGUUCAAAACCCCACCCAAGCCGGCCCUGAAUCGCUGUCAGUCGGCUUCAGCCGAAUCGCACUUUGUUUUGAACAACGAUACAGAGGGCGCUGCCUGACGUCAGUCUGGGGGCUUGGGGGAGAAGAUGGGGGUCCAGGGUGGAAGUGUAGGUGCUGGGGCUGUGCCAGAGGGAGAGUGUCCGGGACCAGCGGGCGAGUCACGUGCGCGUGAAACUCGACCUAAGGGGAGGGGAAGGGAAGGGAGCCCCCGCCCCCACCUCGGGGCGCAGCUCUGGACGCGUGUAAAUACAACUAUCAACUCCGCAGAUCCACUUCUUCCAAGCCCGGCUUCGCAGACCUCUGGCCCCCGGCGGGUUCCCAGUUCCCCCGCUUCUUCCGAGGGGACAGCGGAGGCGAGGCCACCGGGCUGUCAGGCUGAAGCUCCGUGGCAGCCGGGUCCCGCACGCAGAGAAGACCCCAGCGCGGGCGCGGCUCAGGGCUGGGCCAGCGGGACUCCGGACGCGCCGCGAAAGCGUUGCGCUCCCCGAGCCGUCCGCUGCUGCUGGCUGCUCAUUUGCCGGUGACCGGAGGCCCCCGCUCGCUGCACUUCCUCUGCUUAGAGCUGCGCGUUUGCCAGAGUUCCAGCGGACCUCCGGGAGCGCUUGAACCCAAAGCCCCAUUUCACAGAUGAGAAUACCGAGACCCCCUGGAAGAAGUGACUGGUGCUUCCUCCCCUCGCUCUGGAUCUUUCUUGCCCUUCUCCUCUCCGCUUUCCUCGGUCUCACCCCGGUUGUAGCUCCCCGCCCCCGCGCCGCCCGCGUUCCCUAUCCUCCCGCCGAGGCUGCAGCGGCCGUGGCGGGGGGAGCUGGGGCUCCUUCCCUCCCUCUGGUAAACACACACGCCCGCCAGCCCAUCCGCCACCGCUGCCCUUAUAAAGUCGGCAGCCGCCAGACUUCCUGCCGAAGUCCGAGCCCCCUCCCAGGGCUGGAGGGGGCAGGUGGGUUCCGAGGUGCAAAGCCUGGUGCCCCGCGCCCUGCGGAGCUCGCGGCCAGCAUGGCCCCCACGCUGCAACAGGCGUACCGGAGGCGCUGGUGGAUGGCCUGUACGGCUGUGCUGGAGAACCUCUUCUUCUCUGCUGUGCUCCUGGGCUGGGGCUCCCUGCUGAUCAUGCUGAAGAACGAGGGCUUCUAUUCCAGCAUGUGCCCAGCUGAGAACAGCACCAACAGCACCCAGGAUGAGCAGCGCAGGUGGCCGGGCUGUGACCGGCAGGACGAGAUGCUCAACCUGGGCUUCACCAUCGGUUCCUUUGUGCUCAGUGCCACCACCCUGCCACUGGGGAUCCUCAUGGACCGCUUUGGCCCCCGACCCGUGCGGCUGGUUGGCAGUGCCUGCUUCGCUGCGUCCUGCACCCUCAUGGCCCUGGCCUCCCGGGACGUGGAAGUUCUGUCUCCGUUGAUAUUCCUGGCGCUGUCCCUGAAUGGCUUUGGUGGCAUCUGCCUAACGUUCACUUCACUCACGUUGCCCAACAUGUUUGGGAAUCUGCGCUCCACGUUAAUGGCCCUCAUGAUUGGCUCUUAUGCUUCUUCUGCCAUCACAUUCCCAGGAAUCAAGCUGAUCUACGAUGCCGGUGUGGCCUUCGUGGUCAUCAUGUUCACCUGGUCUGGCUUGGCCUGCCUUAUCUUUCUGAACUGCGCCCUCAACUGGCCCGUAGAAGCCUUUCCUGCCCCUGAGGAAGUCAAUUACACGAAGAAGAUCAAGCUGAGUGGGCUGGCCCUGGACCACAAGGUGACAGGCGACCGCUUCUACACCCAUGUGACCACUGUGGGCCAGAGGCUGAGCCAGAAGGCCCCCAGCCUGGAGGACGGGUCGGAUGCCUUCAUGUCGUCCCAGGAUGUUCGGAGCACCUCAGAAAACUCUCCUGAGAGGUCUGUCCCCUUCCGCAAGAGCCUCUGCUCCCCCAUUUUCCUGUGGAGCCUCCUCACCAUGGGCAUGACCCAGCUGCGGAUCAUCUUCUACAUGGCUGCCAUGAACAAGAUGCUGGAGUACCUUGUGACUGGAGGCCAGGAGCAUGAGAUGAAUGGACAGCAGCAACAAAAGGUGGCAGAGACAGUUGGGUUCUACUCCUCCAUCUUCGGGGCCAUGCAGCUGUUGUGCCUUCUCACCUGCCCCCUCAUUGGCUACAUCAUGGAUUGGCGGAUCAAGGACUGCGUGGACGCCCCAACUCAGGGCACUGUCCUCGGAGAUGCCAGGGAUGGGGUUGCUACCAAAUCCAUCAGACCACGCUACUGCAAGAUCCAAAAGCUCACCAAUGCCAUCAACGCCUUCACCCUGACCAACCUGCUGCUUGUGGGUUUUGGCAUCACCUGCCUCAUCAACAACUUACACCUCCAGUUUGUGACCUUUGUUCUGCACACCAUUGUUCGAGGUUUCUUCCACUCGGCCUGUGGGAGUCUCUAUGCUGCAGUGUUCCCAUCCAACCACUUUGGGACGCUGACAGGCCUGCAGUCCCUCAUCAGUGCUGUGUUCGCCUUGCUUCAGCAGCCACUUUUCAUGGCGAUGGUGGGACCCCUGAAAGGAGAGCCCUUCUGGGUGAAUCUGGGCCUCCUGCUAUUCUCACUCCUGGGAUUCCUGUUGCCUUCCUACCUCUUCUACUACCGUGCCCGGCUCCGGAAGGAGUACACUGCCAAUGGGAUGGGCCCACUGAAGGUGCUUAGUGGUUCUGAGGUGACUGCAUAGACUUCUGAGACUAAGGGACCUGCAUGACAGGCAAUCAAGGCCUGAGCAACCAAAAGGAGUGCCUCAUAUGGCUUUUCUACCUGUAACAUGCACAUAGAGCCAUGGCCGUGGAUUUAUAAAUACCAAGAGAAGUUCUAUUUUUGUAAAGACUGCAAAAAGGAAAAAAAAAAAAAAACCCUGCAAAAAGGUCCCCCAAAGCAACGCUCCACUGACUGAAGACAGUCCCUGUCCUGGAGGGGUUGAGCCUUCUUCCUCCUUGGGUUGGAGGAGACCAGGAUGUGGAGCUGUCUCUUAUCUCUUUCUAGGGGUCUGCUUCCUGGUGCCUCUUGGGGGGGAUUGGCAAACAGGCUAUCCCUAAGGUCCCAUGUGCCAUGAGUAUGCACACAUGCAUGUGUCUGUGUGUGUGAGAAUGUGAGAGAGACACAGCCUUCCUUUCAGAAGGAAAGGGGCCUGAGGUGCCGACUGUGUCCUGGGUUGGGGGUUGGGGGUCGGCCCCUUCCAGGGGCAGGAGGGCGGGUUCCCUCUCUGGUGCUGCUUCUUGCAAGUCUUAGAGGAAAUAAAAAGGGAAGUGAGAGACUG
Chlorocebus sabaeus (green monkey) is the source of this 3874-nucleotide messenger RNA. Lineage: Eukaryota; Metazoa; Chordata; Mammalia; Primates; Cercopithecidae. The record is from RefSeq and is a predicted model, not a curated record.